This is a messenger RNA of Juglans microcarpa x Juglans regia, 870 nucleotides long. RefSeq lists its product as uncharacterized. Bases 79 to 660 code for a protein of 193 amino acids. The transcript has 2 exons. NCBI's taxonomy places the organism in Eukaryota, Viridiplantae, Streptophyta, Magnoliopsida, Fagales, Juglandaceae. The record is from RefSeq and is a predicted model, not a curated record.
UGAUCCAUAUCCGGCCAACGUGCGUGAGAGAAAAGACAGAGAGUAGUCUUAUAAGAUUUCAAAAACAGAAAGAAGAUCAUGGGCAACUUUUGCGGCUUCCACAAUCUGGGGAUGUUCAUUUUGUUCAUCUUCUUCAGUACCCCUGCAAGGUCAGUAGCCACCCGAGAAAACCCAUUAUUCGAACUGUCCAGCCGAGAAGAGUUGGUGCAAAUAGCUGGAUAUGGAGAGGAGAGGCUCUCCACCGUGCUAGUCACCGGCUCCAUUCUCUGUGAGGCAUGCGUGCAUGGUGAUCCUCAUAUUCGUGUUUGGCCAAUAUCAGGUGCUAUGGUGGCCGUCAAUUGCCAUAAACACGGCCGGAAGUGCAGAUCGGGAUUGGCACAAGGUGUCACCGAUGAAUUUGGAGAUUUCAUUAUUGAUCUUCCUUCCCACCUUCAUUCAAUUCCCAACUUGGAAAAAACAUGUUCAAUUAAAGUACUUAGAAUACCAAAGAACUCGCCCUGCAGACCAACUUCUGUCAGGAAACAAAAGGGAAUAAUACUAUCAUCAGUUGGGAACAGCAUCCGUUCUUACAGUGCAGGAAGCAUUAGGUUCCUGCAUUUGACUUCUAGACCACUGCAAGCAUGCGUGAAGGGGGGUGGUCACAAAGAGAUGUUAUGGUAGACAUUUAGUUAGUAUGCAGGUAAGUAAAUAUGGAGCGCCAUGGCUCAUUCGGAUGAUGCUUCAGUCACAGCAUUGAACUAUGGCUUCCAAACCUCUCCAUCCAUAAGUUGUGAGAGAUGCAUUUGUAAAAAGGAGAAUGAUGGCAUACACAGUAUGUAUGUAAGUAAUGGUGUGUUCAAUAGUUAUAAAUACCUAAAUGAGAUUUCUUCC